Molecule: messenger RNA, 507 nt
Organism: Plasmopara halstedii
Lineage: Eukaryota; Oomycota; Peronosporomycetes; Peronosporales; Peronosporaceae
Product: augmenter of liver regeneration
Exons: 3
Coding region: 1-507 (168 amino acids)
Cellular component (GO): mitochondrion
Molecular function (GO): flavin adenine dinucleotide binding; flavin-dependent sulfhydryl oxidase activity
Source: RefSeq, a predicted model, not a curated record
AUGGUAGCAACCAAGAAUGAUCCGAAUUGCGCAGAGCCCAUAUGUGCUGACAAGUUAAAUAUUUUCAAGAGCUCUAUCGGCAAAGAGAAGAAACAGAAUUUUGUUCAGCCUGGAAAAGCCGUUGAGUGCCCUCUGGAUCGCGAGGAACUAGGAAACGCCACUUGGAAACUGCUGCACACAAUUGGCAUUUAUUACCCAGACAAGCCAUCGUCUGAGUAUCAAAACAAGGUCAAGACGUUCGUGGAGACGCUGGCCCUCAUGUAUCCAUGUGUGCAUUGCGCUGACGACUUUCAAAAGGAAAUCGCUUUGUCUCCACCACGCGUAGAGUCACGAACGACUUUUUCAAUUUGGCUGUGCGAGCAGCACAACAUCGUGAAUCGUAAGAUCCAGAAGCCUGAGUUUGAGUGCACAAUGAAUAGGCUUGAGGAACGAUGGCGGAAGGGACAUCCUGUCUGUUGGGGCCAAGAGAGUGACGCAGAAUCUGCUGGAGAAAGUUUGGGUCAAUAG